GUGGUUGGAUGAUGCAUAUGCCGUUUGCGUAGGUGGCGGUUGUUGAGUAGCGGCAGCGCUGCUAAGGUUGUCUGGCUGCUGGGAUCAGCUGUGACUCAGUUCCCCUGAGCCCCUCUGGGCAGUUCUUUCCUCUGCCCCGUUUAAGUCCGCGAUGGAACAAGCGUCUCUGCUCAGCUUUGUUUUCCUGCUGCGCGUUGCUCUGGUGGUGUGUCGUUGCCCUCUGCAGUGUGUUUGCCCCCCCAGCCCACCCCAUUGUGCUCCCGGGGUCAGCAUGGUGCCUGAUGGCUGUGGGUGCUGCAAAGUCUGUGCCAGGCAGCUGAACGACGACUGCAGCAAGCACUGGCCGUGUGACCCCCACAGGGGGCUGGAAUGCAACUUUGGGGCAGAUCCCUUGGCCAGCAAGGGCAUCUGUCGGGCCAAACAGGAAGGCCGGACGUGCGAAUACAACGGGCGGAUCUACCAGAAUGGUGAGAAUUUCCAGCCCAGCUGCAAGCACCAGUGCAGCUGCAUCGAUGGUGCCGUGGGCUGCCUGCCCCUCUGCCCCCUGGAGCUGCCCCUGACCUCCCUCAGCUGCCCUGACCCACAGCUGCUCAAGGUGCCCGGCCAGUGCUGCAAGAAGUUCGUGUGCGGCAAGGGGGCCAAGAGGUUUGGGGAGGUCUCCUUUGAGGGCGGGGAGACCAAAAGCAACGAGCUCAUCUAUGUGGGCAAGGACCAGCACUGGAAGAACCUGCUGGCCUGGCCACCUCUGUUCAAGGCCCAUUCUGUGCUGAGGAAAUGCCGUACCCAGACCACGGACUGGUCUCCCUGCUCCAAGACCUGUGGCCUAGGUGCCUCCACCCGGGUCACCACCAACAACCCCCAGUGCAAGUUGGCCAAGGAGACGCAGCUGUGUCAGAUCCGACCCUGUGGCCAGCCUGACUUCACCAAGCUGAAGAAGGGCAGGAAGUGUCUCCGGACCCACAAGGCGCAGGAGCCGGUGCAUUAUACCUACGCCGGGUGCAAGAGCCUCCGCAAGUACCAGCCCAGCUACUGCGGCUCAUGCCUGGACGGGCGCUGCUGCGUGCCCCUGCACACUCGCACCCUGGCCGUGCCCUUCCGCUGCCCAGACAGGGAUUCUUUCACACGCAGCGUCAUGGUGAUCCACUCGUGCCAGUGCGGGCUGGCCCACUGCCAGCCCCUCAACGAGGCUGCCAUGCACCCCCAGCACCGGCUAGAUGGAGACACGCACAAGUUCCUGGAGUGAGCAGUGCUGGCACCCCAGAGCGGAUGGGGGUCCUGGUGAUGGUGUGGGGGGAGGGUUACCCCCACUCAAAUGACACUUUAAGGACUUGAAUCUCAGCCAUAGAUUGGGGGCCUCUAAGCUGACAGGUGGGGGGCAGGGGUGGGGAAGCUAUUGACCCACAUGGCAGCCCCUUUCUAGCCUGUAUUUCUACCCAUGUUCCCUCCUGCCUGCCACUUCCUGUCCCAUGGUGCCUCUUUCCACCUGUGCCCCUGUGUCCCCCACUUCCAUUUCCUACCCCAUGGAACCCUGCUGUGCACCCCCGCUUCCUCCUAGGGGUGGGGGAAUCUCACCCACAUCUACCACCACCCCCAACCUUGCUACCUGGAGUCCCCUCCAGACUGGCAUGCUGUCUGCCCCUGCCUUGUGUGCACUCACUGCCCCCUGGUGGUGAGCCCCCCAUGGACAUGCUCUCCAUCCCUGGUGGAAGACAGUAGGUGUCAUUUGAACCACAUGGCAGCUAUAGACAGCUGCCUCUACCCUCUAAUAAUCCAAAGGGCUCUUCUCUCCCCCCCCUCACCCACCAGCCUCAUUAAAGCACUUUUAAUUAUACCCUGGAUGCCAAGAGGCAAGGGGCUGGCGGUCCCAUGGGAAGGAUGCAUUGGAUUCAUGCCUGCUCUAUCACCACUUGCUGGGUGAUUUUAUACCUACAGGCACAACAAUGUUGCACUGGGGGGAGAAUUGUUUGUUUCUUUGACACACAGCUUCAAACUCAGCUUGGAGUGAUGGCUGUUGGCUUUGUAACGAAGCCCAUCUCAUCUAUCCUCCCUUCUCACUGUCUUCCCCACUUGUUAAAAAAAAAUCAGGUAUAGUUAAUUCUCUCCUCUUCUCUCCCACCCCGUACUGUUUAUAGUGACUGUUGCCAUGAUUGCAAGUCCCUUCUCUCUCUUGCUGGCAGGUAUAAUUGCUUUGUGAAGGGAGGGGCAUUCCCAGACACCCUGCAAACUCGUAUCUCCAUCAGACUGUCCUACUCCAGCCCCCCUCAAAUAAAAAAAAAAUUGGGAGUUUAGAAGCUGGUCUUCUGCUCCAGUCCCUGGCUAGAUUGCCAGCUACAAAUGUCAGAUCGGGAUCCACCAAACCCUCUAAAGUUUAUUGGUCUUCUGAACUGCCCCACCAGACCAGCUGUCUCUUCCCUGCUCCAGGAAGGCCAGUUCUCUGCUUAGUUUCUGUUAGAACAGGAAUGGCAUAUGAGGGGAGAGCAGCUCUGUUUCUCUCAUAAAUACCCCCCCAUCCCAAUCCAGAGGAGUUUAUCCAGGAUCCCCCCUUCAGUGCAUCUAACUAAGCUUGGCAGCAUUUGAUUUUAAUUUCAAUAGAUAAUGGUGGUUUGGUGUCUCUUUAAUUUUCCCAGUUGU
Molecule: messenger RNA, 2631 nt
Organism: Mauremys reevesii (Reeves's turtle)
Lineage: Eukaryota; Metazoa; Chordata; Testudines; Geoemydidae
Product: CCN family member 1-like
Exons: 5
Coding region: 152-1243 (363 amino acids)
Biological process (GO): signal transduction
Cellular component (GO): extracellular region
Molecular function (GO): protein binding
Source: RefSeq, a predicted model, not a curated record